UGCUAAUGUAUAAAUGGUCACCCAUUUUAAGAGACAAAGGUCAGAAAAAAAACCUUAUAAAUAAAAUUUACCGCUGUAAUACCCUUAUUCUACAUCCUGACGCCACACAAUAGUUGAAGGGACCGCUCGCCUGUAAAGGAAUAAAAGGAAACACAGCAGCAUGGCACAGAAAGAGAAGCUGCAGUGUCUGAAGGACUUCCAUAAAGACACUCUGAAGCCCUCCCCAGGCAAGAGCCCGGGCACGAGGCCCGAGGACGAGGCGGAGGGAAAGCCGCCCCAGAGGGAGAAGUGGGCGAGCAAGCUUGACUUCCUGCUCUCCGUGGCCGGCGGCUUUGUGGGUUUAGGCAACGUGUGGCGCUUCCCUUACCUCUGCUACAAGAACGGUGGAGGUGCAUUUCUCAUUCCGUACUUCAUCUUCCUGUUUGGAGGGGGACUUCCUGUUUUCUUCCUGGAGGUGGCGCUUGGGCAGUUCACCUCCGAGGGCGGCAUCACCUGCUGGGAGAAACUCUGUCCCAUCUUUACCGGUAUCGGCUAUGCCUCCGUCGUGAUCGUGUCUCUGCUCAACAUAUACUACAUCGUGAUCCUGGCCUGGGGCCUGUACUACCUGUUCCAGUGCUUUCAGCCUGAGCUGCCCUGGGCGCGCUGCAACCAGCCCUGGAACACCCCCAACUGCGUGGAGGACACCGUCCGUAAGAACAAGACCCUCUGGCUGGCUGCUAACGUCACCAACUUCACCUCCCCAGUCACCGAGUUCUGGGAGCGUAAUGUGCUGUCCAUCUCCAGCGGUAUUGACGACCUGGGGCCCGUCAAGUGGGACCUGGCUCUCUGUCUGCUGGCCGUCUGGGUCAUCUGCUUCUUCUGCAUCUGGAAGGGAGUCAAGUCCACUGGAAAGGUGGUGUACGUCACAGCAACCUUCCCUUUCCUCAUGCUCAUCAUCCUGUUGAUCCGUGGCGUGACGCUGCCCGGCGCCUCCGUGGGCAUCAAGUUCUACCUGUACCCAGACCUGGCUCGCCUCAAGGACCCCGAGGUGUGGAUCGACGCGGGGACCCAGAUCUUCUUCUCCUACGCCAUCUGUCUCGGCGCCAUGACGUCCCUGGGAAGCUACAACAAGUACAAAUACAACUGCUACAGGGACUGUUUGCUGCUGGGAGCCCUCAACAGCGGUACCAGUUUUGUGUCUGGCUUCGCAAUAUUUUCCGUCCUGGGCUUCAUGGCACAAGAGCAAGGGGUGGACAUUGCCGAUGUGGCAGAGUCAGGCCCAGGACUGGCUUUCAUUGCCUAUCCCAAAGCUGUCUCCAUGAUGCCCCUACCAACCUUCUGGGCUAUUCUCUUCUUCAUCAUGCUUCUGCUUCUAGGCCUCGACAGUCAGUUUGUCGAAGUGGAAGGACAGAUCACAUCUCUGGUAGAUCUGUAUCCAUCCUUCCUAAGGAAGGGUUACCGGCGGGAAAUCUUUAUAGCUAUAGUGUGCUCCGUCAGCUAUCUUCUUGGACUCUCCAUGGUCACCAAGGGUGGCAUGUAUGUGUUCCAGCUCUUUGACUACUAUGCAGCCAGCGGCGUGUGCCUUCUGUGGGUUGCAUUCUUUGAAUGUAUUGCUGUAGCCUGGGUUUAUGGUGCUGAUAACUUCUACGAUGCCAUCGAGGACAUGAUUGGCUACAGACCCAACCCCUGGAUGAAAUGGAGCUGGACUGUGAUCACUCCUGCGCUCUGCGUGGCCUGCUUCGUCUUUUCAUUGGUCAAAUAUAAGCCUUUGACGUACAACAAGAUCUACGAGUAUCCUGAUUGGUCGAUCGGAGUGGGCUGGACCCUGGCCCUGGCCUCCAUGAUUUGCAUCCCUAUGGUGGUGGUCAUCAAGAUCAUCCAAUCGGACGGUCCACUCAUCGAGCGUAUCAAGGCGGUAGCGGCCCCAGUGCGCGGCGGAGCGAGCUCCCGCCCGGCGGACCACAACCACGGCAAGAGUGGCGAGCUGGGCUACCCCCUGGACCCCAACGGGAACAAGGGCCUGAUGAAGCCCACCCACACCAUCGUGGAGACCAUGAUGUAGUAGACCAGCCUUCGCUCUCCGUGAGAGGACCCCGCCCCCCCCACCCACCCACCCCCCACCUCUCCCCUGGCUUUCUAUGUGAUAGUUUAGAGUGCUACCGUACCGCUAGGCCCCAACAGUUUACAUUGUGUCUGCACUACGACUUGCUUGGGCUCGUUUUCUACACAGGAAGUUACAUAUUAUGGUUUUUCUGUCCAUGUUUUUAAUAUUUUUUAUUCGACUUGUUAUUAUUAUUAUUGAUAUUACUACUAUAAUUAUUAUUACAAUUGCCGUAGUUUUUAGAAGAAGAUAAUUUUUGAUCUCGGACGUACACAAAGCAGUACCUUUUUCGAAGUAGAUUCGUACAUGUUAUCUUUCUAACUCCUAUCCUGUAGAUAAUGGAAUAACAGUACUCUGUUUUUGAGGUGGCAUUUAAACAACAAAAAAAGACUUGUACCUACAAAGGGCCAUAUAUACCAGUAAGACUAAAUCUGUAACGUGUUUAAUAGUAACAUAUGAAUCUGUAGCUGUUGGUAGAAGGAGCCUCAGGCCCUGCCUCGCUCACUUCCUGUCUCUGUUUCUGUAGGGGUGCUAGUGAGGUGAGACUAGUCCAGUUGGUGUAGUUGUUCUUAUUAUUGUUGUUGAUGUUUGUCGUAAACCACCGCUGACUGUAACUCCACCAGCUACAGAGACCACAUCACCUAGCGGGGCUACAGUGUUAGCCAGCCCCUCCCCCGUGUGGUACAGUCCAACCCUGUCAUGGUAUGCUCCAUCCUUGUCUGUGCGAGAGAUGUUAAAGAUCUCUGCAAAGCGGUGCACACAUUUUCAUGUCUUGUGUUCUAGGCGUGUUCUACUGGAGGCUUGUUUUACUGUAGGGCAUAUUCUAGGCAUGAGGGUGUAUAGCUAGUGGUUUUAUCAUGUGACUUCUCCCUUUGUGGGUGGACCAGACACACACAACAUCAUGCUGGUAACACCAGCACCAUCUUCUGACAGCAUCAAACUUAAGCAGGAACCACCUGACGUCAUAGCCAUGGUUUUUUUUCCAUUAGCUAACAACAUCAGAGAUGCCCCAGAGAGUGCGGCUUUUGGCCUACGACAUCAUAAGACCAAGUGAUUUGUACACAUUUAUGACAUCACUAUGACAUCAUGACAUUCUCCCAUACACUGCCCCUGAUACAGUCCUUAGUCGUCAUGCUGACUCCGCUCUCAACGCUGACAGUGUUUGCUGCUCACCCCCCUGCUCCUCCCCCCCCCCGACCCUCACACACCACAGGGGUUUAGAAGGGCCUCCCCCUUCUGCCUUGUCACACUCCCUAAGAUCUCUUUCCUCCUGUUCUCUCUUUCCUCCUCCUCCUCCUCCUCCUCUCAGCUUCACCUGAGCCCAGAAAGUUUCAUUUGAGGGAGGGGUGGGAAAGGAUGCUUCUGAUGAGCAUUAAGCAUGCGCAAAAGCGACACGCUCGCUAGCCCUACGUUGAAAUGUGAAACUCACCUGGGGAACUGAAGCUGUAGUCAGUUACAUUCAUAGAUACACAUCUAUAAUUUUUUUUCUAACGCAAGUUAAUUCAAAUGUCAUGUUUUAUUUUUGAUUGUUUUUCAAUCACAUUUGCCUUUUGUAUCCAAAUAUCUUGUGUCUGAGUCAUUUGUCUGCAGUGGUUCACCUCUGCAACUGUUUAAUCGAUUAAGCUGCAAUCUGUAAUGUGCAAUAUACUUUUUAGAAUAAGAAGUAUUUGUUUCAUUUAUUUUUUGGGAAACAUGUGGUACUAACUUUGAAAUGUUUUGAAAGUUUGAACCUGCAAACACAUUGGAGAAAAACAUCAAUGCAAUUUUCAGGGGCCAAUGAAAAAGCUUAGACAGUGAUGUACUGCCAUCACAACCAACCAAAACGUUCAAAGCAGUAGCACUGCCUGGCGCCCCCUAGAGGCGUCAUCAACUCUCUAACCCCACCCACUGAAGCACGCCAGUCACUGGUUCACCAGGAUAGUGGUGAUCCCCACCAUGACCAUAUCAGAAUGGAAGGGGCCUGGUAGACAAACAUGACUGGGGAGACACUCUGACCAUAUCUCCACAAAGCAGAGAAAAUGAUAUGUAAACUACAUAUGUAGUUAGUGCAGCUGUGGCCAGGGCUAGGCUAAGGAACCCUCCAACUUUAUCCCUGAAAACCAAAUGGCACAAUAUCAGACGAGAGUAUCCAUAUCCACCACUCUUAAGAUGCCAUUACCUCACCUAUCCCAGACUAACUCAACUCUUCAUCCAAGGUUAACUCCCCUAUGCCAGACUAACUCAACUCUUCAUCCAAGGUUAACUCCCCUAUCCCAGACUAACUCCACUCUCCAUCCAAGGUUAACUCCCCUAUCCCAGGCUAACUCCACUAUCCAUCCAAGGUUAACUCCCCUAUCCCAGACUAACUCCACUCUCCAUCCAAGGUUAACUCCCCUAUCCCAGGCGAACUCCCUCCCAGUCCAUCAUCCAACCCAGGCAAACCUCACCUAUCCCAUGCUCCUCUCCUGCAAACACAGCACAUACCAGCCCCUCCUUUCGCAGAAUGUAUUAGGAGAAAUCUUUUCAAUUCACAGAGAAACAUUUGUAAAGAAUUUGAGAGUUUUUAUUUUUUAUUUCUAUGGCUAACCUGUAAGCAGAAUAAUGUGUAUUUAAACAGGUUUUACAAGACGUAAAACAUUUUUAUUUCUUAAUAAAAAAAAUAUCUUUCAAAUAAAGCCUUUGCUUCUCUU
This is a messenger RNA of Osmerus eperlanus (European smelt), 4749 nucleotides long. It is a transcript of the gene slc6a6b, whose product is annotated as solute carrier family 6 member 6b. Gene Ontology annotation, molecular function: taurine:sodium symporter activity; gamma-aminobutyric acid:sodium:chloride symporter activity. Gene Ontology annotation, biological process: sodium ion transmembrane transport; neurotransmitter transport; taurine transmembrane transport. Bases 161 to 2041 code for a protein of 626 amino acids. Gene Ontology annotation, cellular component: plasma membrane. NCBI's taxonomy places the organism in Eukaryota, Metazoa, Chordata, Actinopteri, Osmeriformes, Osmeridae. The transcript has 14 exons. The record is from RefSeq and is a predicted model, not a curated record.